Molecule: messenger RNA, 1095 nt
Organism: Brassica napus (rape)
Lineage: Eukaryota; Viridiplantae; Streptophyta; Magnoliopsida; Brassicales; Brassicaceae
Product: lipid phosphate phosphatase epsilon 2, chloroplastic
Exons: 5
Coding region: 85-882 (265 amino acids)
Biological process (GO): lipid biosynthetic process; protein N-linked glycosylation
Cellular component (GO): intracellular membrane-bounded organelle; endoplasmic reticulum membrane
Molecular function (GO): dolichyldiphosphatase activity
Source: RefSeq, a predicted model, not a curated record
AUCUCACAACCACAACUUCCGACGAGACACCCUUGCAAGUUGCAACAGACAAAAACAAGUGGACUUUCUCUUUAUCUUUGGAUUAUGGCAGCGUCAUCAUCUCUUGUUACCUUCCACAAACUCACCUGCAGUUUCUGUUUUGGUCCAUCCUCUGCUCCCGCUUACCUUACUUCCGGUCGAAGAAGGAGAUUUUGGUCUGUCUCAGCCCCUCAAACCAUGGCCGAUUUAGUCAAAACUCAUGCUCGGAGAGAUGGCGAAGAAGAACGGUUUCAGGCGCUCGAGCAAGAUGCUUUCAUUAAUAACCCGACCAACGAUUUGGUCUCCGAUGGGAUUAACGCCGUCGCUAAUCGUCUGAGCAAAUGGGUUGUUGCUGGUUUAUUUGGAUCUGUUCUGCUUCUACGACACGAUGGUGCAGCCUUGUGGGCUGUCAUUGGAUCCGUUUCCAAUUCAGCUCUCUCGGCAGCUCUCAAACGCAUACUUAACCAAGAGAGACCGGUUGCCACAUUGCGUUCUGAUCCUGGGAUGCCAUCUUCUCAUGCUCAGUCCAUUUCUUUCAUCUCUGUCUUUACCAUCUUCUCUGUUGUGGAGUGGCUUGGAACCAACGAACUCUCUCUGUUCCUCAGCGGACUCAUCCUCGCAUUGGCUUCUUACUUUACAUGGUUAAGGGUGUCUCAGAAGCUUCACACGACCAGUCAAGUGGUGGUGGGUGCCAUCUUUGGUUCUGUUUACUCCACCUUAUGGUACAUAACUUGGAAUUCACUUGUUCUCGAAGCUUUUGCCUCAUCAUUCUCUGUACAAGUAGCCGUCUUUGCUAUUUCUGCUGCAUCUGCUCUAGGAUUUGCAGUUUAUGUGCUACUUAACUGGUUCAAAGAUGACAAAUGAUUUAAGGGUUUAAAAAAAACUAAUCUCCUUAUGUCAUUCAAUCCUAUUGUUUUGAGUUAUAUAUAUAUAUAUAUAUAUAUGUAGCAAUCAACAUUACCACUUGUGUUAGUGUAAUAACUAGAGUUUUGCAAUAAAGCUGAUUUAAUGUACUUUUGUUUACCUAAUGUUUUCUUUAUUGAAAUGUGCAGUAAAAAUGAACAUCCAUUUCAUUCA